Mesorhabditis belari is the source of this 861-nucleotide messenger RNA. Lineage: Eukaryota; Metazoa; Nematoda; Chromadorea; Rhabditida; Rhabditidae. The record is from the annotation of a GenBank genome assembly.
AUGGGUCACCAAGGUUAUGUGAAUAUGGACGGGCCGCUCGAUGAGAAAAAUUCGAUCACAACUUACAUGGAGUCAAGAAGGCACUAUCAACAACAAAUGGCUCAUCAACAUCAACAGGGACAGGCUCAAACUAAUCAUUCAGAACCGAUGAGAAAUACCCGCUCAACCGCAGCUCUCUAUGAUCCCUACAGCCGACCCAGCAGCACGCUCAGUAUGACACCAUCAGAAGCCGCUGAAAGCCAACGUGGACGCGCAAUACGAACCACCAGCAACACGAAUAUGGCUCGCUAUGCACGUGCUUACCGAGAGGCAAAAAAGCAAGAGACCAAACAGUUUGAGAUACGAUGCAAGGAACUAGAUGGUGAAGUUGAAGAAAUGGCCUCGAUCAUCAAACGGCUUGAGGAAGAAAAUGAGAGAAUCAUUACCGAGAAUCUCAUGUUGAAAAGAGUGAUCAAAUACGACUCAAAACUUGCCCCAAUCUUGGCCCGAGUCACCGGACAAUCGUGCAGUUCCUCUACCGAUGCCCCUCCCCUUGAUGUGGGUUUGUGUCUACACGUGGGCGGUUGUGGGCCAACGAUUGAAUUCUGUCAACGAUGUAACGAGUCAGCGGCCUCUUCAUUCUCGAAUCUCCCCUCUCCAACUUCCGCUCAAUCCCUUCGCGGUCGUUCCACCAACGAUCCGAUGUUUCCCCAGACAGAGCUCUUCGGCGGCGAUUUCUCGGCAAUCGAACCUGCACUCAUGAAGAGCGAUGCCUCUCGAGUCGCGUCAUCACCCACAUAUUGUUGUGUGGGGAUGAAAAUCCAAGGAUCCCAUCCUCUGUCCGGGUUCUCCCAUCCCCGGUUAUUGGUGGAGGAGGCGAGU